ACAUAUUUCACGGGGGGGGAACUUAUGUGGCGCUCGCGGCGGAGCUUUCUGGAAGCGGCUGGGGCUCCGGGCGCUGCGCGGCGCUCGCGGCCCCGUCCACCAGCGCGGCGCGGGGGGGUGGGGAAUGCGAUCAGACACAAUUCGGACGCUAGGCGAGCCGCAGCGAGGUGGCGGGAAGAGAAUAAGGAAGGACAGCCCCGCCGCCGAAGAGUGCCAUGCGGAUCUUCUCUGCAGCGUGAGCAGAAAGGUAUGGUGUCCAAAGCACUGGCGACCGGGAGCCCCACUCCACUUCUGCAAGGAAGCCCUGAGGAGCGCACUAAGAGGAGGCAGUGGGGGCUGCUGGUGACGGGCGCUGUUGGUGGGGCUCUGGUGGCCCUGUACGCUGUGGUCACCCCCUUCCUGGCCCCAGCUCUCAGGAAGGUCUGUCUGCCCUUCGUUCCUGCCACCUCAACGCAGAUCGAGAAUGUCCUGAAAAUGUUGCAGGGCAGAAGUGGCUCUCUAGCUGACAUUGGUAGCGGGGAUGGCCGUGUUGUGAUAGCAGCUGCCAAAAUGGGAUUCAAAGCUGUUGGUUAUGAAUUAAAUCCCUGGCUAGUCUGGUACUCCAGAUACCGUGCCUGGAGAGAUGGGGUACAUCACAACACCGAAUUCUAUAUUUCAGACUUGUGGAAGGUUUCUUUUUCCCAUUAUACAAAUGUUGUUAUUUUUGGGGUACCUCAAAUGAUGCCACAGUUGGAGAAGAAGCUCAAAGAAGAGCUUGAAUCUAAUGCCAGAAUCAUCGCCUGUCGUUUUCCUUUCCCUUGCUGGAUCCCAGAUCAUACUACAGGAGAGGGAAUAGACACUGUUUGGGCCUAUGAUUUGAAAUGUCCUAGAGGAAGUGAAAGAAAAAGCUUGGAAACAACACCAGCGACAGAAUCUUAAACAUCUAAUGUGUUCAUGUACUGAAUUUUUCAGCUUUGACUUCACUGGUUGGAAGAUGAGAUUAACAUGAAAUAGAGACGUGAUAUUGAGGUGUAUAUUCUCUAAAAUAACUGAAGUACAUUGGUUACCUGAAAACACAAAAAGGUUUGGUUAAAGGACUUAAUGUGUUUAGUAAAAAGUAUUGAAAAGUGUUAAUAGAAUCAGAAAACUUUAAUAUGGAAAAUGGGAUAAAACAGGGUUCAGUACUGUUACGGGAAGCAUGUGUGAGUUCAAAUGCUCAAAUUGGCUAGCCUAAAACCAGAGGUCAUUUGGUCCAAGCCCCCUGCUCAGGCAGGGCCACCUGGAGCCAGUUGCCCAGGUCUGUGUCAGACAGCUUCUGAGUAUCUCCAAGGAGAAAGCCUUUGCUGCAUAGUGACUAUGUAAGUUUGUCAGACCUCUGCACAAGUGCUGUCCGGAGAUCUAAGCUAGAACAAGUUAGGGAGUUGCCACCUGGACUACUAGGCAGUUGUUACCAUACCUAAAAUUAGCUCAGGCCAAGAAAAGCACAGAAAUGCUGCUCUUGGGUCAACACAAAGCCUGUGACGUUUCAUUAGCAGUUACAAAAGCAUGUUUCUUGGGCGUACAGUAUCUGACUUGAAGAGAAGUUGGUUGAGUCACCUUCCCUGGAGGUCUUUAAAAGACAUUCGGAUGUAGAGCUUAGUGAUAUGGUUUAGUGGAGGACUUGUUAGUGUCAGGUCAGAGGUUGGACUAGGUGAUCUUGGAGGGCUCUUCCAACCUAGAUGAUUCUGUGAUUCUGUUAUUUGGGAUGUGUAGUCUACAGGUAAGUCUACAGGUAUACUUGUACUCAAACUUUUUCGUGUGUGUGUGGGAGGGGAGGAGGAAGGAGAAUUUAAAAUAAAAUCCUCACUGAGGAGAUGA
This is a messenger RNA of Cygnus olor (mute swan), 1836 nucleotides long. RefSeq names its product ATP synthase c subunit lysine N-methyltransferase (gene ATPSCKMT). Gene Ontology annotation, biological process: regulation of mitochondrial ATP synthesis coupled proton transport; peptidyl-lysine trimethylation; positive regulation of proton-transporting ATP synthase activity, rotational mechanism. The transcript is spliced from 5 exons. Gene Ontology annotation, cellular component: mitochondrion. The coding region runs from base 25 to 918 and encodes 297 amino acids. The record is from RefSeq and is a predicted model, not a curated record. Lineage: Eukaryota; Metazoa; Chordata; Aves; Anseriformes; Anatidae. Gene Ontology annotation, molecular function: protein-lysine N-methyltransferase activity.